AUGACAGCAGAAGAGAGGAAGGUCAUCAAGCACCUGGACAGGUGUGACUUCACGGAGAUCCACAGACACUCUGUGGACAAGGCUGCUUCCCAGAAGGCCCUGUCCAGGGAGGAGAAGCAGCAAGAGUUUGGCUCCUUAGAUGGGCACCGCGAAAAGAUUGGCAGUUUCAAGACUGAGCCAUGGUCAGUCCGAGGCUGGGGCGACCACCUCAAGAUGAAGAGGCUGAAGAGGAGGGUCCUGCCGGAGGAUGUGGUCAUCAACUGCAGCAGGGACUCCACAGUACCUGAGCCCCCAGCCAGCCCCCAGUGGAAGGAGGUCGGGUGCGACUGCACAGUCAUGUGGCUGGCAGCAUGGACGGAGAACGUGCAGAACUUCAUCAAGUAUGUCACGCUGAACCCUGGCUCCAAGCUGAAGGGGGCUCCUUGCUCUUUUUUUGGGGGGGAGAGAGACUGGGGGAAGUACGAGGUGGCUUGGCGCUUGAAAGGGGCUGUGGGCAAGAUCUGUUCCCAGUACCCCACCUGGACAUCUCCAGAGAUGAGGACAGGACAGCGCGCUGUGGUCCUUUACUUCAUCGACAGGCUGGCGCUGCAGGCCAGGAAUGGGGAGGAGGGCAGCGGACUUGGUGGCUGCUGCUCCCUCCAUGUGGAGCACUUCUAGCUGUACCCAGAGGUCAGCGGCUCCCUGGACGUCAUGGAGUUUGACUUCCUGGGGAAGGAUUCGAUCCGCUCCCACAACAGAGUGCUGGUGGAGAAGCUGGUGUACAGGAACCUGCAGCUGUUCAUGGACAACAGGCCCCGGGACAAGCUCUUUGACAGGCUGACUACUGCCAGCCUGAACAGGCACCUGCAGGACCCGAUGGAUGGCCUGACGGCCAGGGUGUUCUGGACCUACAACGCCAGCAUCAUGCUGCAGGGCCAGCUGCAAGCGCUGCCCCGAGGAGAGCGGCUGUCUGUGUGGGGUCAGGGCGCCUGCUCGUGCGCUGGUGCCUGGCUGCUGGGCUGGUAUGAGAGCCAUGUGAUCAGUGGCUGGGGUGGAGUGUAGCUCGCUUAGCCCGAGGGAAUGGGUCAGGGGCCCCAGAUGGAGCCCCCCAGGCCCCCUGCCUGGUCUCCUGUCCGCUGCCCUGGCGAGUCGGGCUUGAGGCACCCCCCAGCUCCGCACGGCCCCCUGGGGUGUGGGAACCCUCUUCCUGCUGCCUCUGCCCCUGCUGCCCCACCGUCCAAGUGCUCUGGCCUCUCUGGGCCCCUCAUCCCAACUCU
Molecule: messenger RNA, 1256 nt
Organism: Bubalus bubalis (water buffalo)
Lineage: Eukaryota; Metazoa; Chordata; Mammalia; Artiodactyla; Bovidae
Product: DNA topoisomerase I mitochondrial
Biological process (GO): DNA topological change; DNA replication
Cellular component (GO): chromosome; mitochondrial nucleoid
Molecular function (GO): DNA topoisomerase type I (single strand cut, ATP-independent) activity; DNA binding
Source: RefSeq, a predicted model, not a curated record